Molecule: messenger RNA, 237 nt
Organism: Heterobasidion irregulare TC 32-1
Lineage: Eukaryota; Fungi; Basidiomycota; Agaricomycetes; Russulales; Bondarzewiaceae
Exons: 3
Coding region: 1-237 (78 amino acids)
Source: RefSeq, a predicted model, not a curated record
AUGGCUUCCGCGGUCAGGACCGUCGAUCUCCUUGAAUAUCUCGCUCCCUUUGAGGUCCUAGAAAAACCCCGCUUUGUUUCCAUCCUCACAUUUGCAGAUGAAGUUGAAAUGUUCUGGGUAAUGCUUGUAUCAGUUGCCUUUGACAUAGCUUUGAGAUCGUCGUCUUCUAGAAUAAGACAAACAUACAUGGUCCAUCGGCAAAAUUCUCUUUCUCAUAGUGAGUUAUUGGCAUGUUGA